GUUUUACGAGUUGUGACAACUCAAUUCACGAAGUAUACACGUCACAUAGUUCCGUCAACUCUUCGCCAGAUUUUGAUCGCAUUUUUGGAAAGUUGAUUUUCAUUUUGAUUGCGUUGUGGAAGAAAUCGGUUUUUUAAGAGAUUUUAGCUGAGAUUUUAUAUUUAAUAACUCAAAAUGUUCAAAUCAUUGUUUUCCUGUGUGAUUUUAUUGGCAUUGUCAAACAUCUGCCUUUCUGAUGACGAGACAAGCGCACGUUUACUUAUUUCUAAACAAAUUCUCAACAAGUAUUUGGUAGAGAAAAGUGAUCUGCUUGUGCGCUACACAAUCUACAAUGUUGGAAAUGGUGCCGCUACUAAUGUGAAAUUGGUAGAUAAUGGUUUCCCCCCAGAGGCCUUCGACGUAGUAGGAGGACAACCAACUGCCAAUGUUGAACGUAUUGCUCCACAAGCCAAUUAUACUCAUGUGUUGGUUGUGCGUCCCAAAGCAUACGGAUAUUUCAAUUUCACCGCCGCUGAAGUUUCAUACAAACCUGUCGAAGAAGCCGAACAGUUGCAAUUGGCUGUAAGCUCCGAGCCUGGUCAAGGUGGAAUUAUUAAUCUCGCCGAAUUCAACAAACGUUUCUCGUCGCACUUCUUUGAUUGGGUUGCUUUCGCUAUCAUGACUUUGCCUUCAUUAGCAAUUCCAUUGGCAUUGUGGCACUCGUCAAAGAGCAAGUAUGAACGCUACGGCAAGAACAAGAAACACUAAAUAUAAUUUAUAGUAAACUUUUAAGCAAUAUCGCUAAAACAUCAAAACAAUAUGAGUCCCAAACGAUUCAAUAAUUAAUAUCGCCCAUAAUAUUAACGAAAGUGCGUAAUGUGAACGCUGCAAGUUUUAUUCUUUUGUUUCGUGCGAAAGAGUACUUGCAAUAUUUUUUCGAAAACGCUUACUGGCGCCAAGUUCAAACAAAUAACUUAAUGUUAAAAUCGUUUUAGAUUUAUUUGAAAACCUUAAAUGUCGAAGAAUUAUGGAUGAAAAAGCUUGAAACACGAUAAUUGUCCAACCAUGUUUUCUAAUAAAAAAGUUAAAAACCAUA
Zeugodacus cucurbitae (melon fly) is the source of this 1075-nucleotide messenger RNA. RefSeq names its product translocon-associated protein subunit beta (gene SsRbeta). The record is from RefSeq and is a predicted model, not a curated record. Gene Ontology annotation, cellular component: membrane; endoplasmic reticulum. Bases 175 to 747 code for a protein of 190 amino acids. Lineage: Eukaryota; Metazoa; Arthropoda; Insecta; Diptera; Tephritidae. The transcript has 3 exons.